Molecule: messenger RNA, 710 nt
Organism: Notothenia coriiceps (black rockcod)
Lineage: Eukaryota; Metazoa; Chordata; Actinopteri; Perciformes; Nototheniidae
Gene: lamtor5
Product: late endosomal/lysosomal adaptor, MAPK and MTOR activator 5
Exons: 4
Coding region: 122-397 (91 amino acids)
Biological process (GO): cellular response to amino acid stimulus; negative regulation of apoptotic process; positive regulation of TORC1 signaling
Cellular component (GO): Ragulator complex; lysosome; cytoplasm
Molecular function (GO): guanyl-nucleotide exchange factor activity
Source: RefSeq, a predicted model, not a curated record
GGACCGCUUUGUGCACGUGACGGUCAGCUGCUCUACCCGGAAGCUUUGAGGAAGCAGACAACCAAAACAACACAUUUAAAACACAAAACGUGACUUUGUUGGUAAUCUAAGCUUGUUAACAAUGGAGUCGACCCUCGAGCAGCAUCUUGAUGAUACGAUGAAAAACCCAGCAGUGGUCGGUGUGCUCUGCACGGAUCACCAGGGACACAACUUGGGCUGCCGCGGCUCCCUGUCUGAUGAACAUGGCGGUGUUGUGUCAGUUUUGGCCAAACAAGCUGCAGCUCUCUCCAAAGAUCCAACAGACAGCCCCACUGUGUGCCUGGAGUCUGAGUCAGGAAACAUUCUGGUGAGGAGUCAUGGGACCAUCACAAUAGCCGUUCACAAGAUAGCAUCUUGAAGACAACACGACUCACUGAAGAGUUUUUUGUAAAGAAAUGUACACAGGCACAUAAGUAUAAUCACACAGUCUUUAUGAACUGUGGGAGAGAUAUAGAGUUUCUUUGCCUUUCUGUUUCGGGUACACUCAGAUCCUAGAUUAAAGCAAUGAUGUGUAUCUGUUAGUUAUUCUAAUGUAUUGGUUUCAUUUACAGAUUAAACCUUGUAUCAUGAUAUUUACAGCCAUGUUAUGCUUUGACUGUUUUUGUUAACAUCCAUAAUGAUCGAUCCAAUGCAUGCACAGAAAAACAAACCUUAAUAAAAGUUUAACUUGA